AUGACGACGUCGGAGGCGCACGUCUUGGUGGUGGGGAUCAUAGGGGGUACCUUCAAGGAGGGCAGGCUCCUCCUGUCGCAGCUCCUGGACUAUGACUUUGAGCUAGGGUCCCUGGGGCCCAGCCUGGAGAGCCAGCCCCAUGUCAAGGGCUGCCCACUGAUGGAGGGACUGGUCUACGGGUAUCUGGACUCUGCCACAAACACACUCUACCUCCAGCUGUGCGCCUUCGACCCCCUCAGGGUCCCUGGGGCCCGGUCGGCGCCCCCGGGGCCCCCGACCCGCCGGUCCUCCCAGGAGGCCUCCCUGCGGUGGAUGCUGGCGGCAUUAGUCACCUUCCUGUCGUGCCACAUGGUGCUGGUGCUGCAGCGGGGCCCCACGCUGGACGUCACCCUGCUGCACAAGUUCAGGAACCUGCAGGUCAUAAAGGACGCCUUGGGGCCCUUCGUGUCCAGCGCCUUGGGACCCGCCCAAGAUCCACACCAUGCUUCCCAGAAUGCCAGAAUGGCCAGAGGCACCCAAAGGGAGGGAAGGACGCCCCUGCUGCCAGGCCACUGCAUACCUUGGGCCAUGUUCAUCUUCCAAGACGACCAUCCCAGCGAGUGGCCUGCUGAUGACAACCCCGAGGUCUGUGGGGAGCCCAACCGGAGGGGGAGGACGGAUCCUGCUCAGAUCGUGCAGGAGCGGCUCACCAGGAGCGUCCACGAGCUCCUGAAGGGGUGCAAAGUGCCGGCGGCCGCGCCCACGGCCAGGCCUCUGUUCACGACGCAGAUGUCCAUGCUGUGCGCGGUGGUGUGGGGCCUUAGGCGCCAGCACGCGGACGACAACUGGGGCGAGAUAUUUGGCGAGUCGUGGGGGGAGGGGUGCGAGGAGGGGCAGGAGCCCGGGGGUCCCAAGAGCAAGGGCACAGACAGGAUAUUGUGGGCCAUGCGCAAGAGGAGGGAUGCCAUUCGCGCUGCAGAAGGGCAAGAAUGGCUGGCGCAUCUUCCCCAGGCUUCGGGCGUGCUGCGUGCCUGGCAGCGCCUGCAGAUGGCCCUGCUGAUCGCUGCCUCCCGUGUGGCAGCCGCGGUCCCAUUAAUGGAAGCCGAUCAGAUACGACCUGUGCCCUCGCCACCCCCAAAGGAUGCCGGUCCUGAAGAGGUGCAGAAAUGCCUCGAGGAUUCUGUGGCGUGGCUGAUGGGAUGCAUCGACCCCAUGGCGGCCAUGUCGGGGAAGCUGUGCCUUGAGGCCAAGGCCAAGGCCAAGGGGAGAUAUUUGAAGAUGGUGCCAGAGCUGUACACUAGGGCGGUGCACGAGCGCGCCCUGCAGUCCGCCGUCGACCACUACAACGCCUCCGCCCGCGGACCAGCUUCCGGGCAGCUCCUGGACCAGCUUCGCUCUGAGUGCGCCGAGGAGUGGCGGUCUGGGCGGCAGCGCUGCGAGAGGCACAGCCUGACGGGCCGGCCGUGCGUCCGGGCCCUGAGGCCCAUACUGUCGCAUGUGCCUGAUGGGCACGAGGGGGAGGGGGCCAAACACAUAUAUGAGGUCAGCCUGUCCUGCCCGCACAGCACCAACUGCGAGUUCCGGCACGCCAGCGCAAGCGGCGCCAUCCGCAGGCAGCGCGGCGACCCCUUCACCUUCCUGGACGCCAACGUCACCUUUUACGCGGACUGCGCCUCCGACGAGCUGGCCUCGCAAAGCUCCACACUGACGGCCACGCCACAUCACGCCCAG
Messenger RNA from Ostreobium quekettii, 1710 nucleotides. The record is from the annotation of a GenBank genome assembly. Lineage: Eukaryota; Viridiplantae; Chlorophyta; Ulvophyceae; Bryopsidales; Ostreobiaceae.